Molecule: messenger RNA, 2208 nt
Organism: Beta vulgaris subsp. vulgaris (sugar beet)
Lineage: Eukaryota; Viridiplantae; Streptophyta; Magnoliopsida; Caryophyllales; Amaranthaceae
Exons: 6
Coding region: 712-2208 (498 amino acids)
Source: RefSeq, a predicted model, not a curated record
CUUUUUUGGAUUUCUACUUGAUUCUCGCUAGUUUUAAAACUGAUUCUUCUUCAUUUCAAAGAAACCGAUAUAUUAUUUACUGAUUAUUUCUAGAAUUUUUCUGCUCCUCUGCUUCUCUGCUUCUCUGCUGUUGAAACUUAGCGUGUUUUUUUGUUCGUAAUUCAUUACGUUUGCAUCGCAAAUAUGGUGAAGAGGAUUAGAAAUGAUGAUUCUAGGUAUAAUUUCGUUUGUUUUUGCUGCAAAUUUUUUUUUGUUUUCAAUAUUUGAGCGUUUUUGUUGUUGUAAUUGUAAUGUAGCCCGAAGUCGAAGAAGGUGAAGAGUCUUGCAUCUUCAGGAAAAUUUUUGGCACUGUCUACUGCUGGGAAGAAGAAAGAGAAAGAUGGUGAUUAUGAUCCAAGAUGUGAUAAAUCCUUGUCUAAGAAGAAAGGCAAAUCUGAUUUAUCACCAAUCAAGUUUUCAUUUUCAAGAUCUAAUCCCGAUCAACAGAAAGACACAUUUGAUAGAUCGAAUUUCACUGAGCAAGAAAUAAAGUCAAUUAAUCUACAAGUAUUGUCAGACUAUUCCCAUUUAAAUGAAGUGGUUAGUAAUUUGAGUGAUGAGCAAAAAAGAGACAUUAGGGAUAUUGGGUUUGGGAGUCUCUUAGAUAUUAGGAUAAAGAAGUUUUGUCCUAAUCUGAAUUUGGAGGUGUUGUUAAAUUACAAUGCAUCUGGAAUGAUGUUUUCAACAAAGAAUGGUAAACUGAUUUUUAAUAAGUUUACCAUUAGUGAUGUUUUGGGGUUACCUGUGUCAGAUAGAGUAGUAGAGGUUAUAGAUGAUGACGCCUUUAGGAGGAAAGGUAGUCAGAUAGAGGCUGGAAGUGCCAGGAAGGAUUGGCAUAGGUUUCUUGGUAUUUCUGAUCCCAAGAAGGUAUAUAUUGGUAGAAAAAAUUGGGAUGAUUUGUUUAAGAAAUAUGAAUCCGGGGAUGAUUUCAAGAAGUUAUUUGUUAUCUUUUCGUUGUCCAAGCUUCUAUGUCCUAUAGCUGAUUUAGGGCCUGUGCUGAAAUGUGCCAAGAGUUUAGAAGAUGCAUCUGCAAUUUCAAGUUAUGACUGGUGUGGAUAUAUAUUGAGAAGUCUUUGUGCUGCUGUUUUGGACUGUCAUCAGUCUAUUAUGAUUAAGAAGAUUGAGCUUGGACAGAAGAAAGUAUCAUUCAAGCUUCGGGGAUGCGUCAGCGCUUUGACUCUUGCUGUUAUUCACAACUUCAAGUGUCGUAAUCUGGAUUAUUCAAAUGUCAGUAAGCCAUUUAUCAGUUAUUGGCAGGAUGAGAAGGAUUUGACUGGUGUUGUGAAGCAGUUUGAGAUCAACAUGGAUUUUAUUCUGCCGGUGAAGCGUGAAAAACAGAAGGUUGAGUUUAAAACUCCCAGUGUUAGUGUUGCUAGUAGGAAGUCUGGUUCUCCUAUAAUUAAGGUGGUUGAGGGUCCAUCACCUUCAACUAGGCAGCUUAUCAUGGAUCUUCCUCAUAGUUUGAUGACUGAUGAGGAAAUAGAUGCUCUUGAUGUUCCUGAAUAUGUGAAGAACAUGCACAAGUUGAAGAGGAAUGCGCUUGCAUUCUGUCAAGUGAAUUUGGAGAUUGCCCAGAAUAUUCGGGAGGAAGGCGAGAAGCUGUCUCAAGACAGUAUUUCUCUGGAUGAUAGUGAAGUAUUUAACCCAGAUUUUCUGAGUCAAAUUGACGACAUAUGCAAGCGUCAUUUGGAAGCGAAAGACAGUGCAAACAAAGUUGAUCCUACAAUUUCACUAUUGGUGAAGCGGCCUGUUGAAUUGGAGUUUGGAAGAAUUGAAAAUGUUCCUGAUUUGGAUUCUGGUGUUCAUGGAGUUGAUUUGAAAGAAGGAAAUGAUGAAAAAGAAGGAGAGGAGGAUGAGAAGAAGAUGAAUGCUGAUGAUGAUCAGCAUAAAGAUGAUGAUGAUGAUGAUGAUGAUGGUGAUGAUAAGGAUCACCAGAAUUAUAAUGAGUCAAAGGAUGAUGAUGCUGAUGAUAAUGGUGAUCCUGGUCUUCAAGGAGAUGAAGACAAAGGAGUAGAUAAGGAUGCUGGUCUUCAUGGAGAUGAAGACAAAGGAGGAGAUAAUGGUGAUCCUGGUCUUCAAGGAGAUGAAGACAAAGUAGGAGAUAAGGAUGCUGGUCUUCAUGGAGAUGGAGAGGAAGGUGGAAAUAAUGAGAAAGAACCAAGGAAAUGA